Messenger RNA from Closterium sp. Yama58-4, 1332 nucleotides. The record is from the annotation of a GenBank genome assembly. Lineage: Eukaryota; Viridiplantae; Streptophyta; Zygnematophyceae; Desmidiales; Closteriaceae.
AUGUCAAUGGAUUCUGUUACAAACGAGCCUUAUUUAGCAUUUUCGUUCGACGCCACGGGCUGCCCCUCCGUGCGGCAAGUUCACUUAAAGCCGUCGCUACUAUCGGCUAAAUUUUCGUCUGGAGCCAAGCAAUCGCCAGUGGUGCGGCUAGCCGUCAAGCCGCGAUUGGUGGCCGUCCGUGCGCAAGCCGCUGGCGGUGAAUCCGAUGGAGGGAAGAAGCAGGUCGAGGUGUCGUACAGCCCGCAGCGGCGCAUGGAGGAGUACGCGCAGGAGACGGACCCCACGCGCGAGAAGCGCGGACCCGGCGCGCUCACGCUCUUCUCGCCCUCCAAGGUGAACGUGUUUCUGCGCAUCACACGCAAGCGCCCCGACGGCUAUCACGAGCUCGCCUCGCUCUUCCAUGCGAUCAGUCUGGGCGACACGCUCAAGUUCUCCUUCUCGCCCUCCAACACCCGUGACGCCCUCACCACCAACGCACCGGGCGUGCCUCUCGACUCCUCCAACCUCGUCAUCAAGGCACUGGACCUCUUCCGCCGCAAAACAGGAAUCCAAAAGUACUUCUGGGUGCAUCUGGACAAGAAGGUGCCCACAGGAGCCGGGCUGGGUGGCGGCAGCGGCAACGCAGCAACGGCGCUGUGGGCAGCGAACAGGAUGUGCGGCAACGUGGCGAGCGAGGCGGAUCUGCUGGAGUGGUCGGCGGACAUCGGGUCCGAUAUCUCCUUCUUCUUCUCCCAGGGUGCUGCUUACUGUACCGGCCGCGGGGAGAUAGUGGAGGACGUGACGCCCAUUCUGCCUCUCGACCUGCCCCUGGUGCUCAUGAAGCCGCCUGAAGCCUGCUCCACUGCUGACGUCUACAGGAAGUUUCGUCUGGACAGGGCGAGCAAGGAGGAUCCGGGAGUGCUGCUGGAGCGAGUGCGGCAGGAGGGCAUCACCCAGGCCACGUGUGUCAACGACCUCGAGCCCCCGGCGUUUGAGGUGCUGCCAUCGCUCAAGUCGUUCAAGACGAGAGUGGCAACUGCUGGUCGAGGCCGCUACUCAGCUGUCUUCAUGUCCGGCAGUGGGAGCACCAUAGUGGGAGUGGGGCACCCAGACCCGCCCGAGCUCAUCUAUGACGAUGAUGCCUACGCCAAUGUCUUUGUAUCAGAGGCACGCUUCAUCCUGAGGCAACCCGGCGACUGGUACCACCCAUACCCUGCAGGGGAGGGCAGUGCAGGGGCUACCUUGGAUCGGCCCGAUGCAGCAGCAGCCAUGGGGUCAUACGAGCCUGGCAAACCCGCCUCUGGUGUCGCAAACCUAAACGAGCUCAAGCUUCCCUUCUCCUACGAAGCUUGA